Molecule: messenger RNA, 1020 nt
Organism: Cladocopium goreaui
Lineage: Eukaryota; Dinophyceae; Suessiales; Symbiodiniaceae
Source: the annotation of a GenBank genome assembly
AUGGCCCCAAUAAAAGUCACAGAAUUGGGAAUUGUGACCAUCUGCAACGAACUGCAUCCGUCAAAAGCCCGGGACCCAAUUCUUGUCACAGAGUUUGGAAUCGUCAAGCUCUUUAACGAAGUGCAUCCACGAAAAGCCGAGACCCCAAUUGAAGUCACAGAGUUGGGAAUUGUGACUUUCUGCAACGAACGGCAUCUGUCAAAAGCCCGGGGCCCAAUUUCCGUCACAGAGUUUGGAAUCGUCAAGCUCUUCAACGAAGCGCAUCCACGAAAAGCCGACUCCCCAAUUGAAGUCACAGAGUUGGGAAUUGCGACCAUCUGCAACGAACUGCAUCCGACAAAAGCCUGGCGCCGAAUUUCCGUCACAGAGUUUGGAAUCGUCAGGCUCUUCAAUGAACUGCAUGCACGAAAAGCACGCAACCGAAUUGAAGUCACAGAGUUGGGAAUUGUGACUUUCUGCAACGAACUGCAUCCGUCAAAAGCCUGGGGCCCAAUUUCCGUCACAGAGUUUGGAAUCGUCAAGAACUUUAACGAAGUGCAUCCACGAAAAGCCGAGUCCCCAAUUGAAGUCACAGAGUUGGGAGUUGCAAUGACUCUCUGCAACGAACGGCAUCCGUCAAAAGCCAUGGCCCCAAUUUCCGUCACAGAGUUUGGAAUCGUCAGGCUCCUCAAUGAACUGCAUUCACGGAAAGCACGCCACCCAAUUAAAGUUACAGAGUUGGGAAUUGUGACCAUCUGCAACGAACUGCAUCCGUCAAAAGCAUGGCCCGGAAUGAAAGCUACAGAGUUUGGAAUCUGCAGGCCCCCCAACGAACUGCAUCCACGAAAAACCGACUCCCCAAUGAAGUCACAGGGUGAAUCGUCACUCUUCACGAACUGCACCCUCAAAAGCCCAGUUCCCAAUUCUUGUCACAGGUUUGGAAUCGUCAAUCUCUCAACUAGUGCAUCCCUCAAAAGCCAUUUCCCAAUGAAAGUCACAGAGUUGGAAUUGUCACCUCUGCUGCAACGAACGCAUCCGUAA